Hippocampus zosterae (dwarf seahorse) is the source of this 4029-nucleotide messenger RNA. RefSeq names its product scavenger receptor class B, member 2a (gene scarb2a). Bases 309 to 1901 code for a protein of 530 amino acids. Gene Ontology annotation, molecular function: scavenger receptor activity. Gene Ontology annotation, cellular component: cytoplasm; membrane; lysosome. Gene Ontology annotation, biological process: receptor-mediated endocytosis; protein targeting to lysosome. The record is from RefSeq and is a predicted model, not a curated record. The transcript is spliced from 13 exons. NCBI's taxonomy places the organism in Eukaryota, Metazoa, Chordata, Actinopteri, Syngnathiformes, Syngnathidae.
UCACCGGCUUCAUUCCUGUAGAGAAGGGACGAAGAGGGGCAGGAAGCCAGCUCAGCGGCUCCUCCUCGUCAUUAACCGGCUUCAAAAACACAUUUCACCGAGCUAAAAUCGCCACCUUCCCCCCGGAGCCUGAGACAAACAAUCGGAAGAAGAAAGAGGAAGACAGAGAAAGAAAAGCUCCUCCGAGAAGUCGCCCUGCGGAGACUAAUCGAACGGACCUCACUUCAGGGACGCCCUUUCCCCGAAAAGGUUUAAAAAAAGCACAAUUUUUUCGUCAAGUUUUUUUUUUGUGUCAUUUUUUUGUCACAAUGACCCGGAGAUCGUGUGCCAUUUACGCCACCGGCAUCGUGUGCGCCCACCUCCUCAUCGUGGGGAUCGCCCUGGUGGUGGCUCAAGUCUUCCAGACUCUCAUACAUAAUCGCUUAAAAAAGGAAAUAACAUUGACGGAGAAGAGUCAGAUGUUCGAGUCGUGGAAGAACCCGCCCCCGCCCGUCUACAUGGAAUACUACUUCUUCAACAUCACCAACCCGGAGGUGGUGUUGGCGGGCGGCAAGCCAUCCGUCCAGCAGAUCGGACCCUACACCUACAGGGAGUACCGGCCCAGGGUGAACGUCAGCUUCCUGGAGAACGGCACCAAAGUGUACGCCCUCAACCCUAAAACUUUUGUGUUCUUGCGGGAGAAGUCGGUGGGGGACCCCGAAGUGGACAUCCUCAGGACCAUCAACAUCCCCUUAGUGGUGGUGAUGAACGAGCUGAACUCGUACUCGUUCUUCCUGCGCAGCAUCAUCUCCAUGUACAUCAAAGGCCUGGGGGUGACGUUGUUCACCACGCGCACGGUGCACGAGUACCUAUGGGGCUUCAAGGACCCCAUCCUCACCAAGAUCCACUCCAUGAAGCCCGACGUGGACGAGUACUUUGGCCUCAUGUGGAAGAAAAACGGAACCCACGAAGGGGAGUUUGUGUUCAACACCGGCGAGCGGGACUACAUGGACUACGGCAAAAUUGACACGUGGAACGGACUCAGGGAGAUGACGUUUUGGUCGUCCAACCAGAGCAACAUGAUCAACGGCACGGACGGCGCCGUCUUCCACCCGCUCAUCAGCAGGAACGAGCUGCUCUACAUCUUCGCCGCCGAUCUCUGCAGGUCCAUCCAUCUGGCCUACGUGAAGGACGUGGAGGUGAAAGGCAUCCAGGCGUACCGCUUCGCGCCUCCCGAAGACGUGCUCAUGAGCCCCGUGGACAACCCGGCCAACGAGGGCUUCUGCGUGCCCGCAGGACACUGCCUGGGAACCGGCGUGCUCAAAGUCAGCGUGUGUCGACAAGGUGCCCCCAUCGUGGUGUCUUUCCCACACUUCUACCAGGCCGACCCAAAGUACAUCAACGCCAUCGAAGGCCUCAAUCCAAACAAGGAGGAGCACGAGACCUACCUUGACCUGCAGCCGACCACCGGCGUCCCCAUCCGGGCAUGCAAGCGCGCUCAGCUCAACGUCAUCCUGAAGAGAGUGACCGGCUUCCCUGACACCAAGUUCCUCAACGAAACCAUUUUCCCCAUCAUGUACGUCAAUGAGACGGCCACGGUUGAUGACGACUCUGCCUCCCAGAUGAGGACGCUGCUGCUAAUCGUUACCCUGGUGUCCAACUUCCCCUUGCUUAUCGUGGGCAUGGGCCUCAUCCUGCUGCUGGUCCUGGUGGUCCUGUUCUGCCGAAACCGCCAGAAGAAGAACGAAGUAAAACGCAUUGAUUUUACUGAGGCGUUUCAUUCUUUUGCUACGGCCAAAGACGAGACUGCGUACACGCAGGUCAGCGACAAGACGGACGAGUCGCCCGAGGCUCCCGCCGGCCAGCCGAUGAGGAACGGCUCCUACAUCGCCAUGUCUCCAGUGGAGGCCCAAAAGUGUUGAUCCGCCAUCGACCACCACCACCACCCCCCCCCCCCCCCUGCCUCACCAACUUGCCCACCUCCCGACCCCUCCUGACUCUUUUGACCAUGAGCCUGGAGCUCAGGAAGGGGGGCUGAGGGAGCAGUGCACAGUAUGGGGGAGGGGAGGGGAGGGGAUGGGGGGGUGGCUGAGUUUAAGUGGGUGGGCUCACUAUUGCGUUGGAUUGGGAACUCUCCCCCGAGCCAUUUUUUGGGACUCUCUAAUCCACCCCCACCCCGCAACGCCGAGUCAACCAGGAGAGACUUCCUCUUCCUCUCCUGGUUGACUCCAAAAAUGAAGGACUUGACCGGGGGCUGUUACCCACCCAACCCUUCCUCUCCCCCUCCCUUGGCCAAAAUGGUUGUCAUUUCAACACGGAUGCACCGUCCCACCAGUGGUAAAAACGCCUUGUCGUAUUAACAAAAAGGUUUUUUUAAAAAAAAAAAUAAGACUGAGCCAAUUUCGUCAUUUUUACCGAUUGUUUCACACACAAGCCGGUUGUGAAAGUGUCUUCGCACCAGUUUUUUUUUUCCCAUAACUAAAUACAUUUCCUAGCUGCUUGGUUUAUUCCCCGCCUGUAGCUCAUCAAAGUGUUUUUUUUUUUUCUUUUCAAUGGGGAACAACAACAACAACAAAAAAUCACCUGCGGAACUUACAAGGGAGACUCGAAGUCGCUUUCUCUGCCUUACCGCCAUGACGCUUUGCACGUCUACACUGUUACUCAAGCACAAAAAGAGACCAGGAGCAAUCCUCGGCCAAGCCAACGGGGGGUCGACGUUCGUUUUUCGUCAAAAGACGCCGUCGGUGUGUGACUGCGCAAAACGCAGCACUUGAAUCACUAGUUGUCUUAUCAUUUCCACAAAAAAAAAAAGAACAAAAAAAAAAUACAUCUCACACACACGAAAACCUUUUGCCUGGAAAAAAUGUGCCCUGCAUGUAUUUUUUUUUUCUGUGUGUGUGUCGUUGUUUUUGUGAUUUCUGUAAGUCGGUGGUCCGUCUGUACACAACAUUUCAAAUCCUUAUUUUUUUUUGUGUGUGUGUUUUUGUGGCCAUUAACCUGCGGAUGUUCCGAUGAGUCCCUGUUCGAGUCAACCUUCUUAUUUUGUUUGUUUGAGAGCCUAAAAGCCAACAAGGAAAAAAAAACAAAAAAGUUGAUGAAACUUUUUCAUAAAGCUUCCACUGGUUUGGCCCGGGUUCAGUUUAUGAGAGAAACGCCACACGCUAAAUUAUCUCCCGAUGACUCUCGCAAGGAUAAAGCGGGUCGGGUCACGCGCGGGUGGAUUUCACGAUGGAACGAAAAAAAAAAAAUUCCGAACUGUAUUGAACCAAACCAGCGGAGCUUUUUUUUUCCUCUUUAUGUCAUGUAUGCAUGGAUGUCAAGUGAUCCAGUUCACGUUGCUGUCUUCCACUUUGGUUCAGCUACACAACAAACGUAUCAUAGUUGGAAGCCGCAAAAAAUUUUUUAAAAAUGCCUGGCGUACUGCCAAGCAUAAUUUUGGGGGGACUUUCAGCCCACCUUUGAGCCCCAUCUGCCCGGCAAUCCAACGGAACGGUUCUAAAGAGUGGGACGGUUUGUUUUAUUUUCCAACCGGAAACACGAAAUGCACUGUACCGAGCCAAACUUUAUAGAUAUCUUUUUUUUUUUUUUUUUUUUGUGGAUCAGUGUUACGCGGUCCAGUGGUCCAGUGGUCCAGUUCAUUUCGCGCCGUUGUGAAUCGGAUCUAUUUUGUUUCCACUACGACAAGAGCAUCUCAUGGGGAAUCGGGGAAACCUUUCAAGACAGAACCGGACAUGUAAUGCGUGUAGAAAUAUGCGGCGGUUUUGUAUAUUUUAAUGUCAGUUCGACGAAUUGGCACGUUUGCGUGUUUGCGCGACCUUUUACGUGGCAAACGAGCCGACUUCCGCCCACCACCUGUGACCAAAGACAUCCCCGUUGAGCUCCUCUGUGCCACAAAACCGAUACCGCCUACCGUAUUCGCCCCCCCCCCCCGACCUCACGCCACUGUAUUUGCUGCUGUGCCUCCUUGACAUAAAGGCCAAAAAAAAAAGGAAUACUUUGGCGUGGAAUCUCAGUAUUAUUGUUAUUAUCAUUAUUAAUAUGAUGAUGAUG